AUGGUAGAACCGCUAGACGAUCUAUUCUCGCAUGGGAGAGAGUUCAUUGGCGAUGAAGAGGUCUUUGAGAUCAACGAUUUCACGGUCGUCACGCAGCUCGAGCAGUUUACAGUCGUUUCCUGGGAAUCGAAAGAAGAGGAGAUCAAAUUUGGCUCGGACAAUAUUCUGAAGAUGAAGCAUGUUUGGCCUGUCUACGAAGAAGGUCUCGAGGUUGCUAGUACCGAGACGAAGGCCUCUGACAACGCCUAUCUUUCUGCCCAAGCAAAGAGCCUGAUGUCUUUCGAUUUGGAUUUUUAUCCAAAAGACAACAUUGUGGCAAUGUUCGGCGUCACCGAAUAUAUCGUUAUUCAACCUGGGCGCGACAAGUUGGAUCGAAUAGUUACGGAAGACCAGAAGAAUAUGAUUAUUUCCGGGAUCCAAACGGCCGCCUCAAGUUGUUUUUGCGAGCUGCCAAUUUUCGUUCAAUACGGCAAGCAGCACCUUGCUAUGUAUUUUGGAGCGCUAUGUACAAAGUCCACUAUGACGAAUUUUGAGGCCUAUGAUGCGAGAUAUGGUAGACUCGACGGGCUCGCUGAGCUGUUCCGCGAGAAAGUGAGCUGCCCAGUACCAUCACUAGAAGCUGAGGAUUUGAGGGUUUCUGUUCAACUGCAAGUUGCUUACACGCCUUAUUCCGAUGACGAUCUUACUCCAAAAAACCAGCUUUUCUUCGAUAUUUCCGAUGUUCCAUUCGGCUCUUCUGAAACGGUGAUUGAAAAUUUCACGCUUCUCGCCACCUGGCCGAACCAGAAGGAAGGGUUGAUACAUGAAAGCCAGAACUAUUCCGAUUUGGACCCUGUGCAUGCAUUUGCUUGGGCGGGAAUGACGGAUUUUGUCAACGGUGGCGGUUACUUGAGCGAUUGCCUUGAGGCGUUGCUAAAAGUUGCACACUCUCCGAUGAGCGAACGGAAUGCUUACGAACUGUUGGCAUUGGAUAGCUUCUUGGAUAAGGAAGCUAGACGCGUCAUGGAGUAUAACAAUCGAAAGGCUGAAGAACAUGGUCAUGACUUUCCGCUUAAAGAGGAGGUCAUUUCCACAUGGCUGAAGCGGAUUCUUCCCUUCGAGGAUGAGGACUAUAGAAGCGAGACGGAGAUAAAGGAUCCACUAUCUGCGGUAAAAGCUGCGCCGCCCGAAUCGAAUGCAGCCCGUCUAGGCGAUAUUUUUCUCCAAGCCUUGGCCGAGAGAAUCUAUCCUGCAACCGCCUUUGCUGACUUGUGGCAAAAAUUCGUCAACGAGUUGACGAGAUAUCAGGACUCCACAUCUUCGCUUCUUAGUCGAUCUUUGACAGAACAUCCCGAUUUCUCUUCCUGUUUAUUGCACCAGAAGCUCCAGAUGCUUUGGUGUUGCUUUGCGGCGAAACGGAAAAGGGCAGAGAUGGUCAAAAACCUUCGGGUCGCGCUAGAUGAUGAUGAUGAGUUCUUUGAUGCCAGCUCUGAACUUGGAACCAGCCCUUCCAAGGUAUCUCAUCGAAACGACAAGACUGACGGAGAUAGUUCUGCAGCUCGCGGUCGUCGUCAUGUCCUGGCGGGUGAUUUCUCUCUACGUGACUUCCCGGAUCGUGCGAUCUACGAACCGUUUACCCAAGAAAGGCUACCAAUGGCCGAGGACGAUUUCGAGGCUCAUGAACAAUAUCUAUCGCAGCUAGAAGAAGGAGAACAACGUACUGAAGCGCAGAUGGAGAUGUUACUAAGUGACAUGCAGGCGUUCAAGGCUGCGAAUCCCGGAUGUUGCUUCGAAGAUUUUUUGCAGUGGCAUUCACCGAAGGACAUUGUUUCGGAUAAAGAAGAAUUGCCUGAAGCCUCGGAGCGAAUGAGUACGCCAGGUAACGCAUGGUUGCUGGCGUGGGAAAAAGCCGAACCAUUAGCAUGCGCGCUUCAGGACCCGAUAUUUGACUAUGAGAAAAUAUCCGAACAGAUACUCUACUGGUUGGCCACGCGAACAUGCGCUGAGUUCUGCAGUCUGCUACACCCGAUCGGAUUUACCGAGGCGGCUAGAAAGCUGUGCCGGGAAGCUGACGGUGUGGAGGGGCUGAUUGACACCUCUACUUUAAUUGAUGCUACAGCGCGUGCUUGUAAAUCGAAUACACGUGACGAUUACCUCGAUGCAUUGCGUGAAAUUCGCAGAGUGGAAAAAGAAGUGCUGCGCUACCAGGCCGUAUAUAAUAUGUUGGAAAGCGGAUUGGCCCCCGCUGCGGAUGAGGCUGAUUUGAAGCAGUUUGUGCUGGAUUUGUUGAAGAAUGAAAAGUUGCGCGACGAAGAAAAUAGCGGCAGUCUUGAUCCUUGCCUGUUUCAAAGCGGUGUGCCAAUUAUUGGUGGCCCGAAUGGAGCUCUUGGACAAGCAAUCAAGGAUGUCAUCCUAUCCAAGGAAAAUGCCGAUCGCGUGUCAACGAUACGCAAUUACGUGUUCCAUUGGUUGGUUCCACGCCCCGACGAAGGCUCAAGACUGUGUCCGCAGCGGAUGUACGCCUCAACGUCCCGUGAUGAAUUUAGAUUAUCUGGUUCUUUCACUCGUGACAUUAUCUUUUCG
Molecule: messenger RNA, 2562 nt
Organism: Mesorhabditis spiculigera
Lineage: Eukaryota; Metazoa; Nematoda; Chromadorea; Rhabditida; Rhabditidae
Source: the annotation of a GenBank genome assembly